AUGACCUCCGACAUCUCAGUAGACCCCCCCUCGCGGUCCUUCCGUGGCAAAGUGGCACUUGUGACCGGCGCGGGAUGUGCAGGCGAGGGCAUCGGCAACGGGCGCGCCAUUGCCAUCAUGCUGGCGGCUGAGGGGUGCAACGUCGUCUGCGUGGACCGAGACCUGGCCUGGGCCACGAGGACGGCCGAUAUGGCCAACAGCAAGCCGGGCCGGGGCCGCACUCUGGCUGUACAGGCCGACGUAACAGUGGCGGAAGACUGCGAGAAGGCAGUGGCUGUGGCCAUCCAUGACUUUGGCCGCCUCGAUGUGCUUGUAAACAACGUCGGCAUCGCAGGGGCCCCAGGGACCGCGCUGGACGUCGACAUGGAGCAGUGGGCGGCAGGUCUCGAGGUCAACGUCUCCAGUAUGGUUCUCAUGGCCAAGUACGCCAUCCCGGCGAUGCGGCGCAACGACGUCGACGUCGAGGCUGGCGAGAUGCGUGGCGUCAUUAUCAACAUGGGCAGCGUUGCUGGUCUGCGCGGCGGCACGCCUCACCUGCUCUAUCCGACCAGCAAGGGUGCGGUGGUCAACAUGACGCGCGCCAUGGCUGCUCAUCACGCAAAAGAUGGCAUCCGGGUCAACUGUGUAUGCCCCGGCAUGCUGUACACGCCGAUGAUGUACGCCAACAUGUCUGACGAGGCGAGAGCCGCCCGCAAGGCCCGAAGCCUGCUGGGCACUGAGGGAAACGGUUGGGACUGCGCCGGCGCCGUUGUCUUCCUAGCCAGCAGCCACGCGCGAUGGAUCACGGGGUCGAUACUCACCGUGGACGCCGGCACCACGGCCGCCGUAGGUAUUGGUAUGCCUGCAAGUGCCAGCGUAAACGGCUAG
This is a messenger RNA of Microdochium trichocladiopsis, 867 nucleotides long. Its product is annotated as short-chain dehydrogenase/reductase SDR. The record is from RefSeq and is a predicted model, not a curated record. The transcript has 2 exons. Gene Ontology annotation, molecular function: oxidoreductase activity, acting on the CH-OH group of donors, NAD or NADP as acceptor. Lineage: Eukaryota; Fungi; Ascomycota; Sordariomycetes; Xylariales; Microdochiaceae. Bases 1 to 867 code for a protein of 288 amino acids.